Molecule: messenger RNA, 4545 nt
Organism: Pimephales promelas (fathead minnow)
Lineage: Eukaryota; Metazoa; Chordata; Actinopteri; Cypriniformes; Leuciscidae
Source: RefSeq, a predicted model, not a curated record
AGCCAGCUGCAUUCAUGGUAAAAGCACGGGCACUUCCUGGGCAGAGCAGUUCAGCAGCUGGAGCUUUACGCAAUGGAAUAUAAUGCACUGGUGAUCAAUCACAAGGAGAGGGCGUCGCACAGUCUCGUCAACGCAAAAUGAACGCAACUGAGUGACCAGGGAUGGUUAAUUCUGAAGAAACAGUUCUGUAGUGUUUCCUAAGUUUUGGAUACAAAGGAACUUUUCCCCAAUAUCUGUGGUUGUCAUUUAAAUCGCCAUCAUGGGUGACGUGAUUUCCUCCAACCUGGACGAAGGCAAGCGGGAGAUGAUUACAGCUCGCACCAGUGCCGUGAUGGCAGAGUUUGGGAGGUUUUACGAGCAGCAGUACGCCGUGGCUUUGUUCAACUGUGUGCGCUUUGAGAUCGAAGGAGGAGGGAAUGUCCAGACACAACUACUACAUAGAAAGGACCCUCUUAAGAACAAGUCCAUCUUCUCCGGAGGUCUGUUUCAGUAUCUGGAAGAGAGCAAGAAAUGGAGGAGUCGCUUUUUGUACGUGGGCGACUCUUACAACAUUGGCUUGUAUGAGAGCAAAGCGGCACAUGAUCGAGGUCUACAGUCCAAAGGGGUCAUUAACUGUGCCGGGUAUAGAGCCCUAACCUCUAUGGAGGAGUACCUGGAGCUUCUUAACAAUAACCUGAGUGAUCCAAAGGCCAAAGUGGCAAGUGCCCCAUUUCUGAAGUACCCCACACAGUUUCCCCUCAUCCUGUGGCAUCCCUAUGCCCGUCAUCACUACUUCUGUGUGAUGACAGAGAAAGAACAGAAGAAGUGGCAUGCCGUCUUCCAGGACUGUGUGAGACACAGCAACAACGUGGCCCAAAUUAACUUACUGCUCAUCUACGGCCAGUACUGUAGCCAUAUGGAGAAUGCCCAGAAGACACUGGAUGAGCUAAUUGCCACACGGGAAGAUGUCAAGUGUAAAGUGGAGGAGUGUACCAUGAAGGUCCAGGAGGGAAAGUUCAAACUGCAAGAUCUUCUGGUUGUCCCCAUGCAGAGGGUCCUGAAAUACCACCUUCUGCUUAAGGAGUUAGUAAGUCACUCUAUGGACCGUCCGGAGAGGCAGCAGCUUAAAGAAGCACUAGAAGCCAUGCAGGACCUGGCCAUGUACAUCAAUGAGGUGAAGAGAGACAAUGAAACCCUGAAGAAAAUAAGUGAAUUUCAGAGCUCAAUAGAAAAUCUACAGGUGAAACUAGAGGAGUACGGUAGGCCAAAGAUAGACGGAGAGCUUAAAGUGUGCUCUAUAGUUAACCGGACCAAACAAGACAGAUACAUCUUCCUAUUUGAUAAAGUUGUGAUUGUUUGCAAGAGAAAAGGCUAUAACUAUGAGUUAAAAGAGAUCAUUGAACUUCACUUUUAUAAGAUGUCAGAUGACCCCAUGAAUAACCGUGAUAUGAAAAAGUCGAGUGGAAAAAUGUGGUCCUAUGGCUUCUACCUGAUCCAUCUGCAGGGGAAACAGGGCUUCCAGUUCUUCUGCAAGACAGAAGAUACCAAGCGCAAGUGGAUGGAGCAGUUUGAAAUGGCCAUGUCAAACAUCAAACCCGAAAGAGCCACUGCCAACCAGCACAACUUCCAAAUGCACACGUUUGAAAAGAACACCAACUGCAGAGCCUGUAAAAUGCUGCUGAGGGGUAUUUUCUACCAGGGAUACUACUGUCCACGCUGUGGGACCGGCGUCCAUAAGGAGUGCCUAGAGGUCAUUACCAUCUGCAAAAUAAGUCCCCAUGAUUCGGAGCCAGGGCUUCCACAAUCAGGUCCAAAGAUGGUAGCCAUCAAAAAUUACAAUGGUACCCCUGCCCUGCCAGGCAAGAUGCCACUCUGCUUUCAGACAGGAGAAGUCAUUGAGCUCCUGAAGGGAGAUCCAGACACAUCAUGGUGGGAGGGCAAGCUCAUCCAAACCCAAAAGACUGGCUUCUUCCCCAGUUCCAGUGUGAAACCAUGUCUUGACCCUAAGCCUUUCCAGUCAUUUUCCAGCCGUCAGUCCUCCAGAGAAACAGAUUACUACGUUUAUCCCUGGUUUGCUGGAAACAUGGAGCGGCAGCAGGCCGACAACCUGCUCAAGUCUCACAGCAGUGGCACCUAUCUGAUCCGAGAGAGAACAGCAGAGGCUGAGAGAUUCGCAAUCAGCAUCAAGUUUAAUGAUGAAGUGAAGCAUAUUAAAGUUAUUGAGAAAGACAACUGGAUUCACAUUACAGAGGCAAAGAAGUUUGAAAGCCUUCUGGAGCUUGUGGAGUAUUAUCAGAUUCAUUCACUGAAAGAGAGCUUUAAGCUGUUGGACACAACAUUACGGUACCCUUACAAAUCCCGGGAACGCUCAAGCUCUCGCGCCAAUACCCGCUCACCAGCAGCCACCUGUGCUUCCUACAACUUCUCCUUCCUCAGUCCUCAGGGCCUCAAUUUCUCCUCUCAAAGCUCUGCUCCCUUCUGGUCAGUAUUCACACCCAGGGUAGUUAGCACAGCUGUGGCGCGAUACAACUUUGCCGCUCGAGACAUGAGAGAGCUGUCCCUGCGAGAAGGGGACAUCGUCAAGAUCUACAGCAAGAUUGGUGGAGACCAAGGCUGGUGGAAAGGAGAGGCCAAUGGCAGGAUUGGAUGGUUCCCCUCCACGUACGUCGACGAGGAAGGGGUGCAGUGAAACUUUGGAGUCACAAAUCGUCCAAUUGCAUUCUGAUCUGCAGCCCUCUUAGAGGACUCUUUGGUUUCCAAGGCAAGACCUAAUGGAAGUCUUUUUGCUGGAAACAUAUUUUACAAUGAAUAUUUGUACUUCUGUUUCUUUUCAUCAUGUACGAAUAUGCUUUUACCCUUUCUCGGAAUUUCUGUGUGAUCUCUGUGAAGAAAACUGCUCGGAGUCUGUUCGUUCUCAGUGUCGGGAGUAGGAAACUGUGAACAGAACAGAACUUAAAGUGGCCAAAGGACAAGCAUGGCUUCAAACUUGUACAGUAAUACCUAUUACGUGCGCUGACGGCCACAUGGGUAUAAUGGGGGGUGGGGACAUAUAAAUAAAUAUAUAUAAAUAUAUAUAUAAUUUAUUAAAGAGAUAUAUCUAUGAUUAGAAUGCAACGCUGAACAUUUGUUCAACAGCACCAAUGCAAAGAAUAUAGAAGAGCAGAGCAGAUGCACUUUGCAUUUCUUUACACAGAGAAUUUGCCUUAGAAAUGGUAAUGCCUUUAGAUGUGGAAGUAAAGAGAUGGAUUCAGACUCAUAUUGCACAUACAAAUUCGUACAUCUACCCUUGUCCAAAAAGAUGGUGCCUUUUUAUACAUAUCUUCACUCCCAACAGAGUCUGGUUUAGAUACAGUAGCUGCAGCAUUAACGCCCUGUUCUGUAGUGGUGCUCUCUUCCGACCCCAUCCACCCAUUCAGCUGGACUCUGCUCAACCAGAAGACCAUAAAAGAGACUCAAUAUUUCUUGGGCUGAAAUGAGCUUGUCAGAUCUGCUCAUCAUCUCACUGGCACAAGGGGAAGCUAACCGAAAGCAUUCAGUCGUGGCUGGAAUUGCUUUUACAGUGAAAAAUACAACCACCUUCAUGUCUUCCUCUUCCUUCAAGAGUAUGGCAAAAGUGCAAUGGAGUAUCAGGAAGAGGUUCCUUAAACACUGUUAGCUGUGAUUAGCAUUUAUUUCCAUGUUCUUAGUGGUCCAGAUUUGGACUGAAAAGGGAAAAUGUAAUGCUGUUCGGUGCACUGAUUUUCAUGAAUACCCAGAGGUUUUUGUGAUUUUUUUUUUUUUUUUUUUGGCCUUCUACAAGCACAUACAUAUUGCCAUUUCACGUUUCUCGUCUGCAGCCUGCCGCAUUACAGUAUCUUGCCUUACUGGUGGACACUUGGUGCUACAGUCCCACAUAUUGAAAUCCCUGAGUUGGGGCAGAGUUUUCUUUUUUGCUGUUGUUGUGAACGAGGAGACCCACUGCUGAAGAACCUCAGCCAUCAAGUGCACUUUAUCUGUCCAGAGACCUUUUAACACAGGACACCACACUGCAGACCAGGACAUUAAAGUUUCAUAUUAUUUAAUUAAAAAAAAAAAUACUUGUCCUUAUUUUUACCUCUGGAGGGGGAAAAGAGAGUAUAAAAUCCUUGACACUAUGAUCAGUGCUCCCUCAAAGUCUGAUAUUGAACAUACUAUAAACUCCGUGAGUGCAUGGAUGUGUCCCUCAAACAGUCCUUGGAGAAAAACCUUUUGCUGUUGCCGGCCAUCAUACAUCGAACCUGUAAAUUGAGGUGGGAGAGUGCUGGACUCUAAUAAAGCAUCGGACAUUUUAGCCAUGCUCCAGGCUUGAAUACAGCUGUCUGCAGUGAUGGAAGAGUGCAGCUCAUGUCAAGGUAGCACUGGCUUAGGGGCUUAGUACCUGUUUGUGUGUAGUGGACAAAAAAACCAUUGCAUGUGGUCAUAGAUAUUACAACUGCUGUCUGUGGAUCCUGAAAAAAUGAUUAAAAAAAAUUGUGUACAUUUUUUUUUGAAUGGUCAGUUUUUUGGAAACUGAGUUCUAUAAUGAAAUAAAUAUUUCUUUUUUGCCUA